AUGUCAAGUCGUGCUUUUAAAAGAGCUGCAAAUAAAGAAGAUUCACUUUCUUUAAAACAUGCAAAUGAUGAAUCGGAAGAAAUUAUCGAUGAUUCUGAUCAUGAGCGUCCGAAAAAGAAUUUAUUUGAUUUACUAAAUGAAGAAAAUGAAGGGAUUGAAGAUGUUGAUCAAAAUUCUGAAAAUGAAAAUAUAAGUGAAAAGACUAAAUCAGGAAAGAAAGUUGAAGAAAUGAAUGACUCUGAAUUGGAAUCUUUAAUUCGUGAAGUUUCUGAAAAGUUUGGUGAUUCUUCACAGCCAAUAAAUGAUGAUUCUACCGUUGAUGUUAGUUCUUCAUCUCCUGCUCCAUCAAAUAUUUCAUUUCUAGUUGUUGACACCCGCUUAUUAGACGAUGAUGGAGAAAUGAGAAGAAUGUUUUCUUCUGGCGUUGUUGAUAGAGAGAUUCGAAAUCGUAAUUAUGCACGAACUGUUAAAAAGACUGUACUGGCAAAACCAAGGCAAAACUGGCCACCCAUCACAAAGUGUGGUCUUGGGAUGGAUUUAUUAGAAGAGAAAGAUGGUGUUCUUCAUUUCACUUUCACUCAUUCUCAGCAAUAUCAAUCUGUUCAGUUGUCUUUUAUGCAGUGCGUCUCUACACAUGAUCCAAAUACUAUCUAUGCUCUUAUACGAGAGAAUCCAUAUCAUAUAGAUUCAUUAUUACAAAUGAGUGACAUUUACAAGAUGUCUAGUGAUUUGGUUAUGGCACAAGAAUUUCUGGAACGUGCUUUGUACUCAUUUGAAAGAAAUUUUCACAUAAAAUUCAAUAUCACAAGAGGAACUGCUCGAAUGUGUUAUAAACGUUAUGAAAAUAGGUCAUUUUUUCUUGCCCUAUUUCGUCACAUACAAUCAUUAUCUCGUCGUGGAUGCUGGCAAACAUCCUUUGAGUUCACUAAACUUUUACUUUCUUUGGAUCCGAUAAACGAUCCUUUAUGUACGUUACGUUUUAUUGAUUAUCUUGGAUUAAAAGCUCGUCAAUAUUCGUAUGUACUAUCUUUGGCAAAUGAAUGGAAUCAUCAUGAUUUACAAAAUUGGCCGAAUUUUGUUUAUUCUGCUGCAUUGGCAAAAUUUCAAUUGGAGCUACAGAAUGAUAGCAAAAAUCCUAUUCAUGAUGUUAGCACAGCAAUGUUGGAAAGAGCUAUUCUUUACUUUCCUUCAAUGGUACUAUUGUUGGCCGAAAAAUGUGAUAUUCAACUUGAUUCUGAUGUUGUUGAAGAUCCAUUUCUUCAAGAAACACCGACUUCAGACUACCUAAGUUUAUUAAUAGACCUUUAUGUGGAUCUAGCAUCACCAUUAUGGGCACAACCUGAAGUUAUUAGUUGGCUACAAACUGCGUUAUUUAACGUAUUUGUGAAGCAACAAAUUCCAUCUUAUAAAGCUUGUUUGACGCAUGAUGAAUUUAAUGGAGCUUUUGAUCAUGGAAAAAAUAUUCGUGAAAAUUUAUUUAAUGAUCCAAUUCCAUUGGAUUUGAGUCGAUAUAUUGUAGUUUCAGAAAUCAAUUUAUAUGAUCCAUUACCUCCACCAGAUGGUAUUAGUCCUUAUAGAACACAAAAUACAUCAUCGGCUUUUACACGUAUUUCAGAUUUUGAAAAUGUUCUUGUGGAUGAUUUACGUACAUUUUUGGAUAGAGUACCUAAUGGAAAUGUUCGUAUGCUUGCUGAACGUAUACAUCAAAUAGCUGAUGUUACAAAUUUACAAGCCGCUGCUGAAAGAUUGAUUGGCUUACUUGUUGGAACUCAUAUUGAUAAUGAUGAUAAUGGUGAUAAUUUACCAGCUCAAGAUCAAGAACUCGUUAUGCCUGGUGGAUUUCCUCGUGAUAAUGAUAAUAUUGAACCUAAUCAAGAAUCUAAUCAAGAACCUAGUUCAGGACUUAAUCAAGAAUCUAAUCAAGAGACUAAUGAAUCAGAAAAUACAGAUACAUUGAUUGCGCAAGCAGAUAACCGUGAUGAUAAUGAAGCACAUGAAGAAUAA
Molecule: messenger RNA, 2004 nt
Organism: Cetraspora pellucida
Lineage: Eukaryota; Fungi; Glomeromycota; Glomeromycetes; Diversisporales; Gigasporaceae
Source: the annotation of a GenBank genome assembly